CUCACGCAUGCGCAGGUACGUACGGUGGAACAUGCACCAUAAUAUUUCUACUGCUCGAACGGUUCAGCUCGACGGUUCAGCCAAUUCCAGCAUAAAUAGAGUUCUAUGCUUUCGAUCUUUCGACGCAGCUAAGAAACAAAUUUAAUAACAUAUUAAGGAAUUUCCGGGAAAGAUUUUCCAGUUUAGAUUGCGUUUUGUCAUCAUCUCGAGUUUCGACAAAUCCGCGGAUUGAAGGUCUAGCUUCGUUGAGCAAAGCUAUCUAUUGCCAUUCCGUAGUGAUCGUUUGAUAUGCAUCGAGUCCGACUCAUCUUGACGCGAAUGGUUGAUUUCUCCGUUUCAAUAAAGAUUGUGGCGAUAAUGUGUUAAUCGAGAAGUAUCCUCUUUAUGACCAACAUUAAUCGAGGAAGAUCAGUGAACAUGACAAUGACAUCAGCCAACAGAAAAAGGGGUCGCAACGUGGAAGAGGAAUCCAGCGAGUUUAUGCCGUUGAGCAAACGAAUCAACAAUCUUCACAUCAAUGGCUUGUCUGGUCUGCGAGAGAGAGCGAUGGAACGAAUGGAGACUGACGAUUGGGGGAGUGAAAAUUUCGUGCCGUCCCCGAGUUGCUCAGAGGUUUCUCAAAACUCACCGUCCAGGGACACCUGUAGCUCCAGCCAAAGCAGUUUCACGACUGAGUACAGACCAGACUUAGAUGCCAUGUCGAAUCCUUUUUAUUACGAGAGUAACAAGUUACUCUUCUCCUUAUAUAUGGAACGUAUGCAAAGGAGGUUAAAUCCCUACUAGUGAAAGUACAUGUUACCGAUCAUCAUGUUUGCAAAGCAUCCACUUAACAUUCGACAAACAUGUCUCUUUUUGCCAUUUUUCUAUGUGACAUAUUUUGACAGUCUUCAAUCAUUCACAUUGAUUAUACAGAUUAUAAUAAAGGGGUACUAGCUAUCUAUGUACUAAACUUGUUUUAUAAAAAGGUGGUGCUGAUGAAUACUUGUUGCACACAGCCUUUAGGUGAUCAUUUAUAUCAUAUGCGGCACAUAAAAUUUUAUGUAUAUGGGAAAGUAUGAGUAACUUCCGCAAUUGUGUGAAAUGUAUAGUUGUAGAACUAUUUGUAGAACUAAUUUAUCAGUAAUUUAUUUAAAUUCUCGAUGCUUCGUUGCGCUACACUUUUAACGAAUCAAGCGUAUGACACUUGGGAUCCUUAAAUCUUAAGUUGCAUGUAUGAAAUAUAAAGAUAAUGAAAUAAAGCAAAUAGAAGUUAUAAAAUAUAGUUUGUACAAAGUGUGUAUAUUUUUGUGGACGCCAUAGAAGUAAGAGAGCCAUCAGUCUUUGAAUAUUUUAAUAUUUUCGGGUGGAAUAUAUCAUAUAUCUUCCUCCAUCACCAUAUGGAAUCGUUUCUAUCGAUUUGACAAUAAUGAUCCAGACAAAAAACUCUUAUUUUCUGCACUUAAAUUUAAAGUAUAUUUGUACUUAUUCAAAGAACUUCUGAAUUAGCGCAGUAAAUUGAAGAUGUUAACAGAUAUAUUUUCCCUAAUACCCCAACUUGCCGCAGUAAUUCAGAAAUUCUUUUAGUAAGAACAGGGUCCAUAUUCUUGAAAAAUAUUGCAUACAAUAUUUCAUGAAU
Molecule: messenger RNA, 1615 nt
Organism: Harpegnathos saltator (Jerdon's jumping ant)
Lineage: Eukaryota; Metazoa; Arthropoda; Insecta; Hymenoptera; Formicidae
Exons: 2
Coding region: 385-783 (132 amino acids)
Source: RefSeq, a predicted model, not a curated record